AUGCCAUCCAACAGCGAUUACUACAACGAUAGUUCUGGCACUCAGGACGUCAAUGCUCAGUGGUUUGAGCAACAGCCCGAAUACCAGACGUCCGGCUACACCAACUACAACGCACAGCAAGAUCCGGUACAGUGCAACACCGAUGGCGUUGCCGAAGCCAGUGACUAUCCACAGUACAAUGGAAGCUAUCUCACCAACGACGUCAAUCCAUUGCCCACAUACAACGGCUCAUUUGAGGAAGAACGUUUCAACAGCCUUGAUGGCCUUGAUCCACGCAGCGACGACAGGUUUUACUGCGAAGAUUCCGAAUACGGACCAUCCGGCUGUGCGGCUUCAUGCAAGAACAGAUCUUCUCUCAGGAAGCAUCUCAAAAGCCACACUAGACCGGUUCUCUGUCCAUAUGUGUCCAAGGGCACUUGCCAACACCGUACGGCAGAGCAGCGCGACAUGAGGCGUCAUGUUGUGUCCCAUCACUCGCUCUGGGCCAUGCUGAAUGGCAUCAAAAGUGAUGUACAUGCUGCCAUUACGCAGGAGGCCCUCCACUUUCUCGGCUUGGAGCAAAAACGCAAACUCAUUGGCGGGCCUGGGGCGGCAAAUUGCGGGUCCAGCGGAAGCGACGAGCCCCUGCUAGCACCCAAAAAAUUGGCAACAUCCACCGCCGGCGCAUGGGGUCAGUCACCCUUACAGCCCUCACCCUUGGCCCAAAUCAGCCCCGGUCUUUUUGUUAUUAUCGAUAAAUUGCUACUUCAAUAUGCCCAUCCAUGUCGAAUUGUAAGACGCGUCGUCCUUGCAACUUUGCAAUCGACGCGACGCGCAAUAUGCGCCGCAAAAGCCCCUUUAUCGGUAAUGUCCGCGCCAGGCGGCCGCUCAAGCAGACAAAUACUUUGGUCACUCAGUUAUGCUAGAUCGAAUUAGGAAAACAUUGCUUUGUUGACCAUGCAAACACGCUGCUAUAGUACAAAGUACAGAUCCUCAAGAUGGACAAAACGCGUCUGCAUGUACUUUUCCGCCACCUAGGCUUUUAGACUUUUUAUAACAGGGACUGCGGUGGGGAGGGCCUCGACAAUGGAUGCUCGAGCGACUUGGCGGGCUUGAAAAUCUUGUAGCCCCUGAAUAUGUGUUCCAAUCAAUUUGAUAUCGGGCUUUGCAGGCAGCGAGCGGAGGGAUUCGGGUAGCUCCUCCAUCUUCGGUAGCGAGAACACAUUUCCUGAAGCGAUGGCCAACAGUAUCUGCCGCCACAGGUCAUAAGCCAAAAAAGAAGGUAUUUCGUGGCCGGUCGCAUAAAAGGUCGCUGCAACCAGGAGGGAGAUCCCACAGUCAAAGUCAGACUGCUGCUGCGGGCAUGGUUCCCACUUUAUUUUCCAGCCGGAAGCAGUGGCGGAGGCGGAGGGCUCAAAUGUCGGUGGAUCGAUGCCCAAAAGUCGCUGGAUGUUAAAUUCAACGUACUCCAUUACUGGCCUAUCUGGCUCAGUUGGCUUGUCCGACUUUUUUGACCGAAAUGAGUCCCAGAUCCAGACUUCACGGCGCGAGGGCCAGAUCAUAACCAAAAUUCAAUGGCUGUUAAAGCAGAUGGCAACCAUGGCGCCGUUGGUCUCGGCAAAUUUGCGAAUGUCUUUCGAUAGCAAACGGCCAGAUGACCCGGGCUCUACGACUUCGAAGGUCGCCAUGUCGCAGAGGAGGGCCAGGUUCUUUAGGAAGGAUGUGAUGAUCCUACCAGUAAGCCAUGCUUGCUUGCCAGAUACGCCAGGCUGCAGUGGAUAAAGGUCAGAAUCUGAAAGGCCG
This is a messenger RNA of Pyricularia oryzae 70-15, 1782 nucleotides long. RefSeq lists its product as uncharacterized. NCBI's taxonomy places the organism in Eukaryota, Fungi, Ascomycota, Sordariomycetes, Magnaporthales, Pyriculariaceae. Bases 1 to 915 code for a protein of 304 amino acids. The transcript has 7 exons. The record is from RefSeq and is a predicted model, not a curated record.